Molecule: messenger RNA, 1187 nt
Organism: Cuculus canorus (common cuckoo)
Lineage: Eukaryota; Metazoa; Chordata; Aves; Cuculiformes; Cuculidae
Gene: RPA3
Product: replication protein A3
Exons: 4
Coding region: 99-464 (121 amino acids)
Biological process (GO): nucleotide-excision repair; mismatch repair; double-strand break repair via homologous recombination
Cellular component (GO): site of double-strand break; DNA replication factor A complex; nucleus
Molecular function (GO): damaged DNA binding; single-stranded DNA binding
Source: RefSeq, a predicted model, not a curated record
CCAUCCUACAACGCUCCCUCCGUCAAUCUCCCCGGUUGCCAGGGACAACGGCGCCCGCGCCCCUCCCGCAGGCCGAGGGCGGGAAAACCCGCGCCGCCAUGGGGGAUGUUCAUGAGGUGCCGCGGCCGCGCAUCGCUACCGCUCACCUGGCGCAGAACAUCGGGAAGCCUGUCUGCUUCGUGGGACGUGUCGUCAAGAUUCAUCCUACUGGGAAGCUUUUCGUGCUUUCGGAUGGAGAAGGGAAGCAUACGACUGUGGAGCUGAGCGAACCGCUAGAUGAAGAGAUCUCAGGAGUCCUUGAAGUAGUAGGAAGAGUAACAAAUCAGGCAACCAUCAUGUGUAUGUCAUACGUCCAGUUCCGAGAAGAUAAAAGUCCAUUUGAUUUGGAACUCUACAAUGAAGCACUAAAAAUUAUUCAUGAAUUCCCAGAAUAUUUCCCAUGUGGUAUUGGGAGGAACAAUUGACUUUUCUUAGCAUAUAUUUAGUGCAUCAGAAGGUUCAACAGUACCCCGACUUUCUUACCUGGCAGCAUGGUAGCAGUUGCAUUUCCUUCUAGUAAAUAUGCUGAAAUGCUGUUACAUGUGCCACGUAUUGAUGGUGAAGAAUGUUUUCUUUUAAACUCUUUUUAUUCAGCAAGAACAACACUUCUGUGGGUAUCUCACUGUCUGUAUAUAUUUAACCCUUUUGCAUCGAUAAGUGUUCUAUUACAGAAUUGGAAUUGCUGGAAACCGAAGUUUCAUAGGCAUUUUUUUCUUGUUGGUAUAGGUUCAAGGAUAGUUUAGAGGACUACAAACUCAUAUUGAAGAUAUUGGGUAGGGUUUUAAUGUAAAGUUUUUUUUUUCAUUUGCUUUGAUACAAAUUUAUUGAACACAGGGUAUUUUGCAUCUUGAAAAUGGUCUAUUCUCCAAUAAAAAAGAUCCAACUUGAUUUAACUAUUUGUGUCAAAAUACUGUAUCUUAAGAGUGCUGUUUUCAGUGAUACUUGGUGACUCCUGUUCUAUCUUACCUGAUGCAGGUAACUUUAACAAAGUUAAGUACAAGGUACUUGCCUUUUGCAGUGAUGUUAAGCUUGGAAGAUGCUAGUUAGGCUUGGGGAUUUUAAGCGCUGUCAAGUUCCCAUCACAACCUUAAUUCUUGGUGGGAGUCUAAGCAGAAGUACAGGCAGAUUCAGCCAGCUUGUCAUGAUGA